Lineus longissimus is the source of this 4996-nucleotide messenger RNA. RefSeq names its product atrial natriuretic peptide receptor 1-like. The record is from RefSeq and is a predicted model, not a curated record. The transcript is spliced from 7 exons. Lineage: Eukaryota; Metazoa; Nemertea; Pilidiophora; Heteronemertea; Lineidae. The coding region runs from base 837 to 2195 and encodes 452 amino acids. Gene Ontology annotation, cellular component: membrane. Gene Ontology annotation, biological process: signal transduction. Gene Ontology annotation, molecular function: signaling receptor activity; peptide hormone binding.
GUUGUCAAAGCCAGGUUAGUUUAAAUUAGUUUUAGAGGGUGACCGCUAGUAAACUUAAACUUUGACGAAACCCCAUAGCGGAGCCCUUGAGGUUCCGAUAACUUAGCGGUGAGCGGCAGCCACAGGAGUCUGACGGAGAAAACUUGGCUGCACGCUGAGAUAACGAUGGUUUAGCGGCCGCCAAGCCAGCAAAACCCUCCUCUUAACACGCUCAUACAAUUAACCUGAUACGUUUUCUUAUAUGACCGCUGAGACUUACCCGUGUGUGGUUUUGGCAUUCAUUUGCCGAGUGGAUUGCUAAACGGGAUCAGCUGAUUUUCCCGAUUCGGGCUUGGGACAGACUGCCGCCAGCAAGUCAUGAAUGUGUUCAUCAUUGAAAACAUUCAUCUGAUUUGGACUUAUGAAUGUGUUCAGAUGCCAACGCUUUGCGUGUUUCUGGACGACAAGGACAUAUUUGUUUUUGUUGAGUUGAACAGCUCAAAGGCGUAGUACGUGCGUUUGCAUUCUUUGCGUCAGGCCUGCAGGCAAUUAAAAGUAAACAGUGUCACCGUACAGCUGUUAUGCACGCUAAUGUGCUUAAACUUGGCAUUUACAGCAUCUGUGAAUGAGUCUUCGCAACAACAUUGUUAACAUUUAUAUUCAGUACAUGGAAGUGGGAAGUGCCAAAUUCAAGUGAAAUAGUUUUCAGUUUUGAGCGAACUGUAACUAGGCCUUUCAUCGGGCGACAUAUAAGGCGGAUAAGGUAACAGGACCUUUGAAAGCUUUUGUACAUUCAACGUGGAUUGUCACGAAACAGGUGGAUAUUCAAUCAUUUAACGACAUCAACUGCACUCGAAAUGGCUUCCGUGAUCACAAGUGAACGGAUGUUUCUUUUAAUUUUCCUGACGGGUCUUUUCUACGUUUCCGUCGCCUCGAGAAAAACUAUCAAACUCGGCGUCAUUCUGCCAUUCAGUGGCAAAUCGCCGUGGACAAGGUCAAAGAUUGGGCCAGCUUUGGAGAUUGCUAUCUUGUCCAUUAAGGCGCACGCGUCGAUAUUACCUGAUUAUGAAUUUGUUAUGACUUUGGCGGAUUCAAAAUGUUCAGCGACCUCUGGCCCCCUGGAGGCCAUCGAAAUGCAUUGCAAGCAAUCGGCGCACGUGUUCUUCGGUCCGUUCUGUGACUUCUCUCUGGCCCCCGUGGCGCGCUAUGCGCCAUCUUGGAAUAUCCCUGUCAUCACGGUAGGUGGCAUGGCAUCCGCGUUCGACAACAAAGGAGGUGAAUAUAAAUUACUGACCCGGAUGUCGAGCCCUUACUCCAAAAUGGCCGAGGCUGUCGAAGCUAUCAUGGCUAAAUUUCAGUGGAGAAACAUCGCAAUUCUGUAUGACAACAAGAUUGGAGACCAAGUAAGGUCUUGCUUUUUCCAAACUGAGGCUUUGUAUUCGACCUUGACCCGGAGUCGGACGCCAUACAAGAUUUGGUAUAAGAAGUUCGAUUUCUCUAGGAACGUGGGAAAUGAGGUGUUGCAGACUUUGCUGCGGAAUGCGUCAACUCAAAGUCGAAUAAUUUUCUUGUGCGGCCGUGCAGACUCUAUCAGACAGAUGAUGUUGCAAGCGGCUGAGGUUGGCUUCACGAAUGGAGACUAUGCCUUUAUAAACAUUGACGUAUUCAGUAGUAAAGCGAUAUUUGAGAGACCAUGGUACAAGGAAACCGACGCACCUGAGCAGAAUGCCAAGGCCAAGACGGCUUUCGAAGUGCUGAUGACCAUCACCCUCAAGACCCCCGACAGUGUGGAUUACCGCGCCUUCUCGUAUGAAGUCAAGAGGCGGGCGAUGCGGGCCUACAACGUCCGUUACGGUGCUGAUGAGGUGAACAGCUUCCCUGGCGCACUCCAUGAUGCCAUCUUCCUGUAUGCUCUAGCGCUGAAUGAAACCCUGGCGGCCGGAUUCGACAUUACCAACGGCAGAGAGGUCACCAAGAAAAUGUGGAAUCGAACGUUCCAAGGUGUUACUGGUACAAUCAGUGUUGAUGAGAAUGGUGACAGGAUUGGUGACUAUUCCCUCAUGGACCUCAACCCAACAACAGGAAAAUUCGAGGUGGUUGCCAACUACUACGGCAAGAGAAAACAGUACGAACCCGUAGCGGGGAAAGAUACCCACUGGCCUGGAGGGAACACACCACCAGGAGAUACACCGGUAUCUGGAGCCGGGACAGCUUGAUGUUGAAGUUUUUGGACCUUGCUACUUACCAUACGGAGGUUCUGGUUAAGCUACCUGACAUUCACCAUAGGGAGAUCGUGCAGUACAGGAGAAAAUAAUACGUUGACGGUGCACUCGGACUUGCUUUAUACGGAGGUAGCAAUAGGUCUGUCUCAUGAUAGAACGUUAGGGACAGACGGGAACCUAAGAAGUACCUAAUUCAACGUACCAUGCUUGUUAACUUUGAUGCUAUUGGUUACACGAGCAUUACCACCAGGGCUGCGCUGCUGUGAUGAAUACAUACGUAAGGUCCUUCUUCUGAUUGGUGGUCACCAAAGCACAUUAGGAACGCCCACCUAUACAUACAAUAGCUUUUUGACAACGUGCAUUCAUGGUUAACUGUCAAUGAAGGGAAAUCGAUGUUACCGACGUUACCGAAUAGGCCUUGUUAUAGACAAGCGGUCAAUUAUUGCUAAAAGCCUGAUUGGCUCUUAUUAACCAAAUUGAGUAUCUUUUUAUUAUCUAAGCAGUUACUAUGCAAAAGAAACCGGUUCAUUGUUGGACUGUGGCUGAGCAACAGUAACAAGUUAUGACUGUGAUAUGGGUCUAGUUUUAGCGCGGUUUUUAGUACAGUGUUGUCGAAUUGAACGAACAGUCAUGUGUGAUAGAGUGCUUGUUGGCAUGGAGGAGAUGGCCCUUCUCCGGGAAGGGUACCAGCGACAUAGAAAUAAUUAUGUUCGCAUUCUAGGCCACAUCCGGCAAAAUGUCAACCGUUUGCCGGAACGCACAAGGGCAUUAUCCGCUAGGCGAACCGCAAAACAACUCAGACGAAGGAUAAGAGAAGUUAUUGCAAGAGAAAUUGCUGAGUUAGUACAUGUAUCGUAUACCUCCCUCCACAAACGCACCCACACCCCACACAACAGUAGCACAGUAACAAAGGGGCCAUUCCCAUAUACCGAUUAUUCAAGGGGAGCACAACUCAUUCCACGAUUGUCGAUAAUGACCUGAGUGCUGAUACAAUAUUUGUGGACAUGGCCACUGUAGAACAGGUGCGGGGGAUCCUCAGUCUCUGGGAUCUCGAUUGCGUGUACCGUUCCAUCUAUCGCCCCAACAGCAUCUGGAAUAGUAUCCCAGUUGCCCCGCAGUUGUUCCCACUCUUCAUCGGUCGGCCAUGUUAUUCCGUCUUGAAAAUAAGUCCACAAAACAUCUGUCAUAAAAUAAAGUUCCCUGCAAACAGAUUGCUUGCUGAUUUCAAACAUUGCACUCAUCGCAACAAUGUCCGGAUAUUUCUUGAUCCAAUAGAAAAAAAGUAGUAAACGGUUCUCCACCGGCAGCAAAUGAUCUCGGUACCGUCCUGGCCUGUUUUCCAGAAGGGGCGUAAUGUCCUCUACGAGGUGCUGGAAAGAGGCCACUGUCUCACCUGAUAGAUACCAAAAGUCCAUCUGGUGGUUUCUAAUCCUGGUAAACCGUCGUUACCACCGUAUGGACCAUUUGGUUGAUUGGUGAGAACUUCAUCAAGUCUUGGAGGCAACGGAGGCGGACGCACUUCUAAAUUAUGAAAUGCUGGUGUAAGCAAAACUGGUGGCGGUGGUAUGGGCGGCGGAGCAGCGAACAAAAACAUCCUAAUUCUCUCCAUGGUGAAAGUAGCGUGAGGCCAAGCGACUGCUGGCCAACACAAACCAUGGCAAUUAAAUGUUAUCAAUAAUCAAUUCAAUUCCGGACAAAGGAAUGAUAUUUUAUUGACCAUUUUCAAUGCGUGUCUAAUCAUGUCACCACAGGGAUAAGGCUAGACGCAUAAUAAAGGAAAAUUACAUGAACCUUCCCAUAUGGGCGGUCUAUUGCCAUUGAAUGCAAUUAUCCAGUGCAAAGAUCAUUGUUACAUGGCCGGCCUCCAUUCAGAACUUGGAACGCAAACGUACUCCACGUGACAUGUGAAGGCCUAUUAGAUUAAUCCUGCUACGCGUCCAUGGACGUUGAUUUUGGUUCCCGUCCGUCCCUAACGUUCGGUUAUGAGACAGACCUAGUACAACUGUUUGAUAUUCGCCAUGGAAAUCCCGCCGUACGUACAGGGACAAUAGGCGUACAGCUCGUUGACGGGGCACUUGGACUUGCUCACGGAGGUACCAGUAUGAUAUUUGCCAUGGAAAUCCCGCCGUACGUACAGGGGCAAUAGGUCUACUGCUUGUUGACGGGGCACUUGGACUUGCUCACGGAGGUUCCAGUACAACUGUUUGAUAUUCGCCAUGGAAAUCCCGCCGUACGUACAGGGGCAAUAAGCCUACUGCUCGUUGACGGGGCACUUGGACUUGCUUACGGAGUUACCAGUACAACUGUCUAAUAUUCGCCAUGGAAGUCCCGCCGUACGUACAGGGGCAAUAGGCCUACGUCUUGGACUUGCUUACAGAGGUACCAGUAUAUACAACUGUUAUAUUCGCUUUGGAAUUUCCGCAUGCAGUACAAGGGAAUUCUGCUCGUUGACAGGGCAUUCGGCCCUGUAACGGAGGUAUCGGUACAACUGCUGACAUCGGUGACGGAGAUCCCACAGUACAGGGAAGUCCCGUUGGAGUCAAAAGUUGCAGCACUGCGCACAAACUCGCCCAAGUGCCGAAAUUUAAAAAUGUCAGACACUGGAAUUGAUCAAUUGCCGCCAUCUUGGUUGUCAGCAACCUGAGAUUCAAGGUUUUGACAAUCCUACAUCAUAAACUGUGUCACCAGUUCAGACUGUAAAUCUUUUCAGGCCGAAUUAGUGCCACUUUCUCUCAUAAAACGUUUUAUCUUAUUAAUAAACAACAAAAUAUUAUCUUUACUAAUAAAAUUUGACA